Messenger RNA from Penicillium verrucosum, 894 nucleotides. RefSeq names its product Short-chain dehydrogenase/reductase SDR. The record is from RefSeq and is a predicted model, not a curated record. NCBI's taxonomy places the organism in Eukaryota, Fungi, Ascomycota, Eurotiomycetes, Eurotiales, Aspergillaceae. The transcript has a single exon. The coding region runs from base 1 to 894 and encodes 297 amino acids.
AUGGGAGUUACCUGGUCGCAGAUUUUCCCGCCCCCUCCCACUCUGACCGAAGUCAAUCUUCCCAGUCAGAAAGGCAAAGUCUUUAUCGUCACUGGGGGUUAUUCAGGAGUUGGCUUCGAGCUAUGCGGAAUUCUUUAUCGAGUAGGAGGAACAGUCUAUCUGGCCGGUCGGUCUGAAGAAAAGGCAUUGGAUGCGAUUGCGAAAAUUAAAAACUUGUGUACCCCGACAACCCCAGAUGGAAACAUAAUUUUUCUCCCUCUAUCGCUGGACGACCUGAGAACUAUCAAGCCUGCAGUUAGGAGGUUUACUACAGCUGAAUCUCGUCUUGAUGUUUUAUUCAACAAUGCUGGUGUCUCUAACCCUCCCCAAGGGACUUCGCCCCAGGGCCACGAUAUGCAAUUGGCAACUAAUUGUCUCGGGCCCCAUCUUUUCACCCAACUCCUUCUGCCAAUUCUACGAAGCACUGCUGAAACCACGCCUAUCGCCAGUGUACGGGUUAUCUGGACAGCAUCGAUUGUCGUUGAUGCAUUCGCGCUUGAGACCGGGAUAGAGCUUGCAGAACUAUUCCAGAAAGAUGCGGACGAAUUCCACAACUACCUGAAUACCAAAGUAGGAAACUGGUUUCUGGCAGAUUCCCUCGCAAGCCAGAUUGGUGGAUAUGGCAUAUUAAGCUUGGUACAGAACCCAGGAAAUAUCAAGACAAACAUCAUGCGUCAUAGUCGGCCUUUUUUCCGUUUUGUUCUUGGACCGUUCCUUCAUGCCCCUAGAUUUGGAGCGUAUACUGGAGUCUGGUCCGCCUUUUCUAGUGAUCUCACAAUUGAUGAUGGGGGAAAUACAUACUACCCUGGGGUCGUCUACAUCCGUGCCCAAGAGACGAGUUGUUGCGAGCUAUGA